Messenger RNA from Rhopalosiphum padi (bird cherry-oat aphid), 2127 nucleotides. RefSeq names its product E3 SUMO-protein ligase ZBED1-like. The record is from RefSeq and is a predicted model, not a curated record. Gene Ontology annotation, molecular function: protein dimerization activity. Lineage: Eukaryota; Metazoa; Arthropoda; Insecta; Hemiptera; Aphididae. The transcript is spliced from 4 exons. Bases 152 to 1675 code for a protein of 507 amino acids.
UACAAUUUUUAAAUUUUAAGUAAUAUUGAUAUUAAGUAUUUAAUUUAGCAUUUUCAAGAUUUAUCAGUAGUACCUAUUUUUUUUAUUUUUUUUAAGAUUUGGUACUCCUUCGGAAAGCCAAGUUAGUGCAUUCCAUGAAGCUAUUGUUAAAAUGGUAGCUGAAGAUCUUCAGCCCCUUUCCAUAGUUGAAAACUCAGGAUUUCGUAACAUGAUACAGCUCUUGGACUCCAGAUAUGAAAUCCCUAGUAGGAGAACACUUGGAAGGACCAUAAUUCCAAGAAUAUUUUCAACUGUCGAAAAUAAAGUUAAAACUUUGUUAAACCAGGCUAAACAUGUAGCGAUCACAACAGAUAUUUGGACGUCAAUGAACACUGAUUCUUAUAUUACUAUGACCGUUCACUUUCUUUUUCAAACUCAAUUGAAAACCUUAGUGUUGUGCACCAAAAAAUUGGAAUCCAGCCAUACUAGUGUAAAUCUAAGUGAAAUAAUGACUGAGGAAUUAAACAGAUGGGACAUAUUUGAAAAAGUUGUUGCAGUGGUCACUGAUGGUGGAUCCAAUAUAAAAGGUGCAGUCAGGCUCAUGGAUCUAUCGCAUUUGCCAUGUAUUGCACACAAACUUAAUUUGGUUGUUCAAAAUUCGCUCAAAUUAUCUGGCAAUCAAGAGACUGCUCCCAGCGAUGAUACAGAGGAAAGUAACCUGAAGAAAUUAUUCAAAAAGUGUAGGAAUAUAGUUGGCUAUUUUAGGCGUAGUGAAGUAGGAAACAGAAUGUUGGUUGAAAAACAAAAACAGCUUGGAUGUGAAUCAGUGUUAAAACUAAAACAAGACAUACAUACUCGGUGGAACAGUACAUAUUUGAUGAUAGAGAGGCUUAUACAACUGAAAGAACCACUAACAAUUGUAAUGAUUACCAUAACAGAAGCUCCUAGUAAUCUUAGCUCUGAUGAAUGGAACAGCAUUGAAGAUAUAAUACCGUUAUUAAGACCUUUUGAUAAAUUGACUACUGAGCUCUCUGGAGAACAAUAUCCAACACUUUCAACAAUUAUACCAUUGAUACGAGGUUUGCAAAGUUCAUUAGUUUCUAAAACUCCAAAAACGCCACUGGGAAUGUUCAUAAAAAAUAAACUAAUAGAAAAUACGAAUAGGCGUUUCGAUAGUAUUGAAAAACAAACCAUAACACCGCAUUUUUCUCGGGCUACAUUGUUGGACCCAAGGUGCAAGAAGGUUGCAUUUGGGUCAGAACAAAAUGCUAAUGAAACUGAACGAUAUUUGGUCAAUGAAACAGCUGCUUUAAUUAGUAAUGCUUCAAACACAGAACAACCUACAUAUCAAGAAAAUCUGAAUACUGAUGAUGACAAUGUGUGGAAUUUUCUUAACUCCAGAGUCACCAAUGUCCAGUCGCAGACAACUACAACAAGUAGUGCUACAUCCUUGAUGAGACAGUACCUAAGUAUGCCUCAUCAAGACUUAAAAUGCAAUUUUGCUGUAUUUUGGAACGACCACAAAACUGUAUUAUCACCACUUAGUGACAUUGCAUUGAAAUACUGUAUUAUUCCAGCAACUUCAGUGCCGGCCGAGAGGAUUUUUUCAAAAGCUGGGCAAAUAUUAAGCGCUCGGCGUAAUAGGUUAUUGCCUCAAAAUGUAGAUAAGUUAAUUUUUUUAAACAAAAAUAUGUAAGUUUUUUUAAUUUUAGGCACAAGUAAGUGACAAGGUAAUACAAAAAGGUAAUUAUUUAUUUUAGUAUAGUAAAAAUAUAAUUUAUAUUUCGAAAUUAAAAACCAAAAUAAAUUUUGUUGUAGUUUAAAAUAUUAUUUUUUUUAUUUUGCAGAUAAUAUUCAACUGGUUUGAAUAAAUACCUCUGGAAGGUCAUAUAAGGGUAUAUCCCUGGUUAUAAUUUUUAUUUAAAAAUAUGUCGAACAAGAUUUAAGUUGACAUAUAAAUUUGCAAUUUUAAGCUAAUAUAUUUAUAGCUGUGGUGAGUAUGAAAUACGGGGUGAACAAUGACAGACUGCUUGCGGCCCAUCCUGCAUACAAGUUUUUUAACUUGUAUCAAUGUCAUUAAACCUAGUACUGCACAUAUCUAUUUUAAUAAUUGUAAGUUGUAACUUAAGAAUCCCUUGAAACUUUGAA